AUGCCAUCGAUAUUGUCUGAUGAGGAUAAGGAAACUGUCAAACGCCAGGUGCCGAAAGCCUCGAAUAAGAUCCAGGCUGUAGCGGUAGCACGUCUCUACGUUGCUUAUCCCAACCGCAAUAAAUGGACAUAUACUGGUUUACAAGGGGCAGUAGUUCUCGCGAACGAUCUUGUGGGAAACACAUACUGGCUUAAGCUUGUAGAUAUCUCGCCUGCUGGCCGAGGAGUAAUAUGGGAUCAGGAGAUCUACGACACGUGGUCCUACAACCAGGACCGGACAUUCUUCCACACGUUCGAGACAGAGGAAUGCCUGGCCGGAUUGUCUUUCGCGGACGAGAAGGAAGCAAGGACGUUCCUGAAAAAGAUGAACGAUCGGGAAAAGAAUGCUAGCAAAGCAACAAAGGCAACUAAAUUUGGAGGAUCGGGUCAGACCGCAGGUGGGGGAAGACACGGUCUGCUAGGAAACUUUUUUGGUGGACAUAGACACUCAUCGGCCCCUACGGUGCAAACGCCUCCUGAUUCUCCGGCCAAUGCACUUCCGCCUGCACAAAAUUUCAAGGCUUCAGUUGGUAGUUCUAAUGGCGAAAAAUCCGAAUUCGCUGCGCUGGACGCUAUCGAUCCCAACUGGCGAGAGACUUGGGGGGGUGAUUUGAAGCAAAUGGGCAUUACAGAUGAUCUCAUUCGGGAUAACCAAGACUUUAUUGCAGAUUAUAUCCGGCAGCAGCAAGCUGUACAAGCUGUAUCUUCCCCCACCAAUGGGACCGAGAAUCAGAGAAACAGGGCCCCUCCUCCACCUCCGGCGCGAUCAGAAAGCCCUCAGAAUGCAGGCAAGGGAAGAGGAGCCCCCCCAGCACCCCCGCCAGCGCGAAGGUCUGCUGCUAAGCCUGAACCUGUUCAAAGAGAGCCAACCCCUCCUAGAGAACCUUCGCCUCCGAGGGGGCCACCUCCUCCCCGGUUUGCUGCACCGCCGCCUUUGCCUGAUGCUGGGAAGUAUGCCCACACGAACAACAAAGCCCCUUCACGAACCCAUGCACCAUCUCUAUCGAAUCCAGGGCCGCCGCCCCCACCCAGGCCUCCCAAAAACCCAGUCGAUGAUCCCCACGAGCCUGGAGAAACUGGUUCCAAAUUCGGAGUCCCUCCACCGCCGAUGGGAGCAAGGACAGCACCACCUCCUACACCCAGUAGAGGCCCAGUACCGCCCCCACCUCCACUUCGAGAUGUCCAAAGUCCACCGCCGUCUCGCAUUCAUGCAGUGCCCCCAGCACCUGCGCCCCACGCUCCACCAUUACCUCCGAAGACACCGAAUGCGCCAUCCUCGACUGCACCACCCUUACCACCUAGUUCCUCUCGUCCUGUACCGCCUCCCCCUUCAAGGGACAAUGCACCGCCACAACCUCCUCCAUUGCCACAAUCGAAGGCACCAUCUGUGCCCUCGUUCACUGGUAGCUCAGUACCUCCACCCCCUCCCCCUCCUGGUGGUUUAGAUGGCCAUCCAGCCCCUCCACCACCGCCACCUCCGCCUUCAAGUAACUCCAGUGGUCCCUCAGCUCCCCCACCACCACCGCCGCCGCCUCCAGGUAAUUCCAGUGGUCCCUCAGCUCCUCCACCACCACCACCGCCGCCUCCAGGUAACUCCAGUGGUCCCUCAGCUCCCCCGCCACCGCCGCCUCCUCCGCCGGGUAACAAUGGUCCACCAGCUCCACCACCGCCUCCACCAAACAGAGAUUCCGGGUAUGCAUCCGGAGUUCCACCCCUUCCAAAGCCUACGGGCGAUCGAGCAGACCUGUUAGCUGGUAUUCAGAAAGCUGGCGGUAUUGGAGCAUUGAAAAAGGUCGACCGAAGUAAAAUUAGAGAUAGGAGUGCUGCUAUGGUUCCUGGAUCAAGUGAUACCGGGCCGGCUGGAUCUGGAUUACCACCUGCGGGAGCAAGCGGAGGAGGAGGAGGAGGAUUGGGUGAUGCGUUGGCAGCUGCUCUGGCACACAGAAAGCAGAAAGUUAGUGCUAGUGAUGACGAAGCAGAUGACGACGAUGAAUGGUAG
Amorphotheca resinae ATCC 22711 is the source of this 2037-nucleotide messenger RNA. RefSeq lists its product as hypothetical. The record is from RefSeq and is a predicted model, not a curated record. The transcript has 4 exons. The coding region runs from base 1 to 2037 and encodes 678 amino acids. Gene Ontology annotation, molecular function: actin binding. NCBI's taxonomy places the organism in Eukaryota, Fungi, Ascomycota, Leotiomycetes, Helotiales, Amorphothecaceae.